This is a messenger RNA of Armigeres subalbatus, 2509 nucleotides long. RefSeq names its product histone-lysine N-methyltransferase E(z) (gene E(z)). Bases 165 to 2429 code for a protein of 754 amino acids. Gene Ontology annotation, biological process: heterochromatin formation. Gene Ontology annotation, cellular component: ESC/E(Z) complex; nucleus. The transcript has 6 exons. The record is from RefSeq and is a predicted model, not a curated record. Gene Ontology annotation, molecular function: histone H3K27 methyltransferase activity; chromatin binding; protein binding. NCBI's taxonomy places the organism in Eukaryota, Metazoa, Arthropoda, Insecta, Diptera, Culicidae.
UCUUGAAUUCUGACGGGAAUGAACCUGCGGCGGGAUUCACUUUUCGUCACAAAGAAAACGCGAAAAUUUUUCCGCGUUUUUCAAGUCUGCCAAAAAUUCACGAAAAUUAUAUGGAAAAACUUCUGUUAAAUUGAAUUGUGUGUGGUAACAUUACUGAGCGAAUCAUGAUGGCCAAGGCCAAGCUUACGCUGGACUGGAAGAAGCGCGUCAAGUCCGAGUAUAUGAAAAUCCGUGCCAGCAAAAGACACAAACGGGCGGAUGAAGUCAAGACGGCUUGGAAUCGUAACCGCCAGAAACUUCUAGAUUUGCUGGUCAAGGAAAACGACACUUGGCUAUCGACGAAUGCGACUUGGGUGCAAAACGAGACUGAACUUCCCCAUGUGGAAUGUAUGAAAAAGGCUGAAAUCGUCAACAACGAAGGUACUCAUCAGACUGUUCCGAUACGGGUGAUCACGGCCGUAACUCCGAUACCGACCAUGUAUACGUGGGCUCCGACGCAGCAGAAUUUCAUGGUAGAGGAUGAGACCGUUCUGCAUAACAUCCCGUAUAUGGGUGACGAGGUGCUGGAUCAGGAUGGUUCGUUCAUAGAAGAACUGAUUAAAAAUUACGAUGGCAAAGUGCAUGGCGAUAAGGAGGGUAGUUUCAUAGAUGAUUCGAUUUUUGUUGAACUGGUUCACGCCUUGAUGCAGUACACCGGAAGGGACGUGGACUCCAGUAGCAACGAUAGUACUAAGGUUUCUGUUACUAGAAAGACUGCCGUUGAUGAGACUGUUAAGGAUUCCCAGCCCUCGACAUCCAAGGGCAAGGGUAAAAUUGAUAGCAAAGAUGAUAAUGCUAACGAUUCUACCAAGGAGGACGCUCAGCCCAAGCUCAAGCUCGAACCGUUUGUAGUGGUUAAGAAGGAGGUGAUUGACGAGAAACCAUUUCCUCCGCCGAUAAUUUUCCAAGCCGUAAGCUCCCAGUUUCCGGAUCACGGUACACCGGAGGAACUGCGCGAGAAGUAUAUCGAGCUGACGGAGCGGGUCGAUCCGGAACGGCCCCCGGAGUGUACGCCCAAUAUCGACGGGCAUAGGGCUGAAUCCGUGUCGAGAGAGCAGACUCUACAUUCGUACCACACGCUGUUCUGUCGACGGUGUUUCAAAUACGAUUGCUUUUUGCACCGUCUUCAAGCAUGUCAUCCGGGACCAAAUCUGCAGAAAAGACGUUGGCCAGAGCUGAAGCAGUCGACAAAACCGUGCAGUGCCGCGUGCUACAUGUUGCUGGACGGUAUGAAAGAACGCCUUGCUGUAGACAACAAGAACAAAACUCCAAUGGACUCGGGCAACGAGGCCAGCUCCGAGGAUAGCAACGACAGCAGCCGGUACAGCAAGGAAGCCCCGUUUGGCUCCAAAGAAUUCUCCACAACCAGUGGCCAACGCGCCAGCGGUAACGGUUCGGUAAACAAUUCCGCCACCCUGCUGAAUCUCCUGCAAACCGCCGACGAAGAGUGGAACGGUUCGGACAAGUCCUUUUUCCGCACGUUGCACAAGGUCUACCUGCAUAACUAUUGCGCCAUUGCGGAAGCAAUGCUGAUGAAGACUUGCCAGCAGGUAUAUAUGUUCGCCCAGAAAGAAGCGGCCGACAUUCCGCUAAUCGAGGCUAACAAGGACAACACUCCACCACGUAAGAAGAAGAAGAAGCAUCGCCUAUGGUCUAUGCACUGCCGCAAAAUCCAACUCAAGAAGGACUCAAGCUCGAACCAUGUGUUCAAUUUUACACCGUGCGAUCAUCCCGGUCAGUGCGACACCAAUUGCCCAUGCAUCGGGGCACAGAACUUCUGCGAGAAGUUCUGCAAUUGUAGUAGCGAUUGCCAGAAUCGGUUCCCUGGUUGCCGCUGCAAGGCGCAGUGCAACACCAAGCAAUGCCCGUGCUAUUUGGCCGUCCGCGAGUGCGAUCCGGAUCUGUGCCAGACGUGCGGUGCCGAACAUUACGAAAUCUCCAAGAUCACCUGCAAAAAUGUCAGCGUCCAGCGCGCAUUACAUAAACAUCUUUUGAUGGCACCAUCGGACGUGGCCGGCUGGGGAAUAUUCCUGAAGGAGAGCGCCCAAAAGAACGAAUUCAUCUCAGAAUACUGCGGAGAGAUCAUCUCGCAGGACGAGGCUGAUCGGCGGGGCAAGGUGUACGAUAAGUACAUGUGCAGUUUUUUGUUUAACUUGAACAAUGAUUUCGUAGUGGACGCCACCCGCAAGGGCAACAAGAUUCGCUUCGCCAACCAUUCCAUCAACCCGAACUGCUACGCCAAGGUCAUGAUGGUGAACGGCGAUCAUCGAAUUGGUAUAUUCGCGAAGCGAGCCAUCCAGCCGGGUGAGGAGCUGUUCUUCGACUACAGAUACGGACCCACCGAACAACUGAAGUUUGUUGGCAUUGAGCGAGAGAUGGAAUUUCUCUGAAUGAGAAUAGAAAACUGAUUUACGAUUAAAAGAUACAUUUUUUAAACUUUUUCGACACAAUAAAUAGAUGCAAACCUAAA